Cuculus canorus (common cuckoo) is the source of this 3106-nucleotide messenger RNA. Its product is annotated as SLAM family member 5. The transcript has 9 exons. Gene Ontology annotation, cellular component: external side of plasma membrane. Bases 686 to 1630 code for a protein of 314 amino acids. The record is from RefSeq and is a predicted model, not a curated record. Gene Ontology annotation, biological process: T cell activation. Lineage: Eukaryota; Metazoa; Chordata; Aves; Cuculiformes; Cuculidae.
CAAACUGGGGUGAGAGAUGCCCAGCCCAGUGCUGACCCCUCACGGAGCCCCAACUCUGCUAACGAGUGAAUGCGUCAGGUCUCGGUUCUGACCUGGUCUCCACCCAGAUGUGCACCAGCCACCGACUUUGCCAUUCUGCUCCACCUUCACACUCCGUUCCUUGCGUGUCAUCCUUGAGUUUUCUGCGCUUUCAUGGUUUCACUGUGGGAUAUCAAGAACACGAGACAAUUUUCUGCCUGUUUUCAGGCGAGAGGAGACAGACAAAGUCAUUGGCUCUGCCCCACUCCCUUGCCCACGGCCUCAAGGAGGGUUUCGCUACUGGAGAAACCCUCCAGCUGCCUUCUCUGCUGUUUCAGCAGAACUUCCUUCUUCAAGUUAUCUCCCCGACCAGCGUUUCCUUCCCUGCAGCUGGAGAUGCGUGUUCUCCAGGGGAAGGCAGGAAUGCAGCGCCCCUGGGAGAGGUGACAACCUCAGAGGCUGCUCCAGGACCAGUUCCCUUUCUAAGUUCUGGAGACAAAACCUCCAUCCAUGGCCCAGACCGGGCAGCACUGAUGUUUAAAAAGUAGCCCAAAUAAGAAGGAAUCGUCUUCCUCCUUCUCAGAAGAGGGGAGAAGGAGCUACACAUUUGGGGAAGAGGCGACCCGCUUUCUUGCCUGCUUGUGUAGGCACCGGUGGUGGCACCGAGAUGACCAGAGCCGUAGGCAGCUCCGUCACCUUCCAUCUCCAGAGCCUGAAUGAAGAAGCCACAGCCUGGAGCUUUCACAACGAUAUCAUAGUGACUGUGAAGUUCGGCAAUCCUCCGGAAGCGACGUUUUUUGACAAGUCCUACAAGCCACGCUUGGUCUUCCCGGAGAACGGCAGCGCGCUCACCAUCUCCCAGUUGAGGAUGGAGGACUCCGGUUGCUACACUGCCAAGACCUCCGGGAGGAAGACUGAAUUCACCCUACACGUUUAUAGGAAACUGGAGGAGCCAAAGGUGACCUGCGCGGCGCAGAACUGCUCAGCCACCACCUGCCUCUACACCUUGCAUUGCACGGCAGCGAGACCCGGCUCCGGCAACAUCUCCUACGGCUGGAGCACGGGGCUCGAGGGGUCCACGGUGCUGGUGGAAGAAUCGCCCUCGGACGAAUCCCCAUUGACGUGCACGGCACAAAACCCUGUCAGCAGCAGCAACAUCACCGUCUCCUCGCUCACCGCUCUCUGUGCAGAAAACACAACCCACCCUCCCACCACUGGCAACUACUCCAGCAGCCAGAAGGCUGGAGCCGUGGCCGCAGCCGUGACUGGAGCUGCAGUGCUUUUAGCAGUGAUUUUCUUCUUGAUCUGCUGGAGAUCCAAAGGCUGGAAGACUUUCCCUUUGCCUGCAGCCGAGGUUACAAACACAGAGGCCGGAGCAGAGUACACGACGGUGUACGCCGAAGUUGGCCCUUCCCAGCAGGUCCAGCUGAGGACUCUCAUCGAUGCACAGCAAGGUGACCCAAAGAAGACUCCACCCCCCGAAACAGAGACCUCCAAAACCAUCUAUUUCACCGUCCAGGCUCUGGCCCAGACGGAUGAUGAGAAGAUGGGCAAAGGUUUGCUUGGGUGCCGGGAACAGGAGGAGAAAAGCCUCUACGUGUCGGUCAGUUAACCAGACCGUGUGGAACAGCCCCAGCACGGCUCUGGUGAACCCAAGAGCCUCUCUGAGCAAGUUGCAGCAUCUCCUCUUUCUCUCCCCGUCACCGCUGCUUCCGAUUCACCCAUCAGCAGCGAUUCCUGGCCAUCACCAUGAGGAUGGAAGCACCUCUAGAUGCAUGCUGGGCUGCCACAGGAGCUCUGCCCAUGUUCUGGCAUCUACAUGGCCUUCAGGCUCCUUUUCCUGUCCCCUCCAACCAGAACAAGGAUUAAAACCUGGUGCAAGGACACGAGCUGAUGCUCCUGGGAUUCACCCUGCAGCACUUCACGACACGGACCCUCAGGACAAGAGGACGGGGAAGCUUGAGGAGCAUCUUCGAGCCCUUUUAGUGCCUUAAUUUUUGCUUUACCUUUAAACUUGGCGACUGCGUUGGCUGCUUCGUUUGGUUGUGACACGAAAGGAAAGCAAAAAUAACACUCGGUGGUCGAAAGCUGAAGAAGGAAACAGAUGCCUCUUCACUCAGGCUGCUUCCGCGGCGCUUCGCCGCUCCUGGGGCUGCCAAGAUCCUUCCAAAGCUCAGAGCACCCUGCUCAGCACCGCUUGACAUCCUUCGAGAUGCUGCAGGGCCGCGCUGAGGUCCAGGACCAGGAGGUGGACCAGGCUGGGGAGAAAAUAGGACAAGGCAGGUGGCUGGUGCUGUUCUGCUCCACCCUUUGAUGUGUUUGUAGCUGAGUUUUUAUGCAUGGAUUAAAUAUUUGUGCGCGAAGUGCUGUGUCUGCAGAGUCAGGCGGUUUCUCAGCAGAGCUUUAGAGCUUUCUGAGCCCCAAGAGGUGCUGCAGAGAGUGUAGCGGCUGCAUCCCACCGGGCUGCGUGUCCUCCAGCAGGGUUCACCCCAAGCUUAGAGGCGCUUGGGUGCUCAGAGAGGAGAUCACGGGGUACAUCUCCACCUUUCUUGCUCCCCAAACCCACCCAGAGCUGUGCUGGGAUCAAGGGGGCAGAAGGUGGACCAAGGCUGGGGAGCAAACAGGACCGGGCAGGUGGCUGGUGCUGUUCUGCUCCACCUUUCGAUGGGUUUGUAGAUAAGGUUUUACGCGUGGAUUAAAUAUCUGUGUGUGAAGAGCGGUGGCUGCGAUGUCGGGCAGCUUCUCGGCAGAGCUUUAGGAAGCCUUUUCCCAACCCUGAGCGAUGCAGGGAUGUGGCUGCAUCCCACCGGGCUGCGCGUCCCCCAGGAGGGUCUGCGGGGUUCACCCCACGCUUGGAGGCACCUGAGUGCCCAGGGAGGAGAGCCCAGGGCACACCUCCACCCUCCCUGCACCCAAACUCCCUCAGAGACAGCAAAACGCUCUCUUUGGCAGCAAUUUUCCAGCGCUGCCAGACAGACAAACGCCUCCCAUGCUGGGAAUUCUCCUCCCGCGCCGCUUCCCCUAUUCUUUGUCUUGUCUGCGUGGAAAGUAAAUUAUUCAGGGAUGAAACCGGAGAUUUCUUUGAAGU